AUGUCUACUUUUAGUAAAACGAAUGUUUUGUGGUCUUUUGAAAAAGGAGUAAAAAAACAAGAGCCAUUUGAAGGAACGGCAUUAACAGGUAAAAACCAAAUUGCAUUUUGAACUAUUUCCGAAAAUACCCAACAAGAAUGCAAUACAGUAGGUAAUUAUUAUAGUAUAUUAUACAAAAUUAGAAAUGUAUAUUGUAGUAGGUAUAAUAAUUUUUGAAUACGCUUAAAAGAAUAAUAGGGGAACACGGGGUAAAGCUGAUAUGGAGGCAAAACUGAUAUAGUUUAUAAUGCAUUAUUUUAUGGAUGAAAACUAUCAGUUUUAGAUUUAUUUCAUUCCUUAUCAUGAAACAUGUUGUUAUCACUGUUAAAAUCAACUGCAACGUUUUUUUUUAAAUUAAAUUUAAAUUUUCCUAGAAUUUUCGGAUCAAAUAUGAAAAACCGGGAUAAAACACAGGAAAACCCAGAAAAACGUAGGAAAAUUGACGUAACUGAUGUUUUAUGAAAGUUAAACGAUCAAUAGUUUUAUUUGAAUAUUCUUUCUAAACAUUUUACAAUUGUACCUCCUUAUUGAUUGUUUCUUUUAUUUUAGAAUUGAUAAUUUUUACUAUUUAUCGAAUUAAUCUUUAAGUCAAUUUAAUUUUGAAUUUUAAUAAUUAUAUCGAUAACUUGGUGUAAUUGUGCGAGAGUAGUGGAAAAUUGACUAUUAUCACUCAUAUAAUGUUUGUGAAAGAUAGACGAUUUUCGUUGCAUUUUGUGUACUGUGUAUACUGUAUUUUCACGAGUAUGAAAUAAAUAUUACUUAAACAUUUUAGUUUUUAAUAUGUGCAAAUGAGUCUUGAAUUGCGGGUAAAACAUUUUAUAUGUGCGUAAAAGAGCCCGUUUAUAACUAUAUAUUUUAUUUAGAUUGCACACCAGAUCAAUUACGAAUAAAAAUCGAAUUUCUAGAAAGCAAUGUUUCAUUACUCCGAUGUGAAUGCGAAGCGUUAGAAUUACAUUCAAUAAAACUUCAACCCGAGCUUUUUCAAACCAGUAAAAAUAUAAUAAUAUAACAUAUUCUUAUUAUUUUCUUGCGGUAUUAAUGUAUUUGAACAUAUUACUGCAUUUCUUGUGAUGUGUUCAGAUGAAAUAGACACGUCGUGGAUGCCGUACAAUUUAAGUACGGAAAAACGUCAGCCUGUACAAAAAGUUGUGAGAAAUGUACGAAAAAUGUCUAUGACGUCAACUAAGUCGACGAGAUCCUACUCUGGCAGCAUGUAUAGUCUUGUUAAAAAGGCGGUUAAUAACAAAAAGUAUGUAACUGAAAACCUUGGUUUUAUUAGAAAGAUAGGCACUAGAUAUUUUUUAAAUGGCAAUUUGUAUCUAACUUAUAAUAAAUAUUAACGGUAUUACUAUUUAAACGCAUGACGUUUUACAAAUUGUUAACAAGUAUAUUUUAUUAUUCUUAACUAUUCUUCAAAAAUAGUUUUAUUAGUUUCAAUUUUCAUAUUACUUAAUAAGAGAUUAGUUUUUUGUUCAAAACGUGCUUUACAGGACACACUCUUGUGAUUCAUAAAGUGGUUUGAUUUUAAUUAUUAUUUUUGUUCUGAAAAAAGGAAAACUUUCUUCAGUGUUCCGACUUCAAUUUUUGAUUAUGCAACCAAAAAUCACAAAAAAAGCAAAAAAUGGCCAAAUUUAAACUCAAAUUAUCAGGUUUACAAAUAAAUGAGUAAUUUUCCAAGUUAUAAUAAAGCAUAAUCGUCGUCGUCAUUGAUGAUUUCAUGAAGUUCAUUUUGCUAAAAAUAAACAAUUACAAAAUCCAAAUAUACUGAACAACAUUUUUAAAUGGUAUAGUUAAAAAAAAUUGUAAUUGCAAUACAUAAAAACAAAAUAAAUAUUCAACAUAAUUUUGCCGCCCUCUAAAAUUUGUCACCUUAUACGAUCGCAUAUUCGCAGUGUCAUAAAUCUGCCGUUGGCUGCACCCAGGUGCAAAGUAUGUCCGUCAUUUUAACAUAUAAAAGUAUUAAAAUAUAUUUGUCUCAUUAAAUAUAUUGCUUUUUGUUAAUACAAUUAAUCCAAUUGAUUAAACUUGUGUUAACAAGAGUGUGGUAAGACCGGCUAUGUUGUAUGGUUCGUAGUGUUGGGUGGUAGAUAGAAAAAUAGAACACAAAAUGAGUUUAGAACGUUUUGGUAGAUGAAUGAAGUUACGAAAGAAGAUAAGAUAAGGAACAAGGACACAAGAGGUAGCAUAGGCCGGGAUUCGAUAGUAUACUAAAUUAGUGAAAAUAAACUUAGAUGGUUUGGGGAUGUCAAAGAGUGAGGAAUCCGAAGCAGUAAGAAUGGUAGUGAAAAUAAACGUAGGAGGAGUGACGGGAAGAAGACCAAAAAAGAGAAGGUUGAAUGCGAUUGAAAAUAAUAUGAGGAUGUCCGGUGUAUGUAAGAAUAAUGUGAGAGAUCGGAUUAAGUGAAAAUUUCGGGCGAAGUUAGCUGACUCCAAAGAGCCAGAUUGAAUGCAAAGGAGAAGAAGAAUAAUUAAGUCAUAGUUGUUAUAGCCUAUAUACAUAAUUAUCUAAUGUCAAACUAGCUGACCAAGCAACCAUAUCAUCAUCUAUUUGUUCACCUAUUUAAAUAAACCUACCAUUCUUUAGGAUCGCAGAAUUACCCUCGAGUUGUUACUGUCUAGGAAAGUAUUUUUGUUGUAAGGGUACUUAACCUACCUAUGUUCCAUAGGAAACAUGUUUUUGAACAAAAACUAUGUAAUGCACAGGACCCCAAUUAAUAAUCAUUAUGUAAUUAUUGUUAUAAACAGGAUAACAAUAAAUCACAUGAUAUUUGUAAUGGAGAAGGUUUUAAUGAUCUUAAACAUGGAUUUCGGUAAGCAUUGCAAUUCGUUAUCUAUGGCCAAAGAGAAGAUUAAAGACGAAACAGAAUCUAUUACAUUAGAAUACUCGAGAAUGCUUCAAUACAUUGAAAAUUACAAGUAAACUAAGAUAUUUAUAAAUUAUAAAUUACUGAAAUUAAAAUCUCGUAAUAGUAUAAAGCUAAAUAAUAUCUUAUUAAAACUGCAGUAGUUAGGUUAGUUUAUUUUUUCACCAUGUGUUCGUUUGAUUUUCUCAAUUAAUAUACCUAUUAAUUAUAUCAAUAAUAAUCAUAUCGAUAAAUAUUUACAUAAUUAUUUCAUAUAUAGGUAUAUGUUUUACAUGUAUAGAUAACUAUAUUAAUAUUAUAUUAAUAAUAUUACAAUUUGAAAAAUUUGGUCUUUGCGUAAUAUGAUAUUCUUAAUAUUAGUUUUUCAACUAAAACUUUUGAUUUAAAAAUCUUAUUUCGAUGAAUACCAGUGGUAUUAUACCACAUAAGUUUAUAUAACUACUUAGUUAACACGAAUAAUCUAUUGAAUCUAUUAUGUAUUUACAUAUAAUACAUACGAGUAUACCAAAUACUUUUACUAAAAUUCUGUCAAAUUAAGCCCUUUUAACUUUGCGAAUAAAAUCAACUUAUUAUACUUACUUAUUACACAUAUAAUACCAUUUAUUAUAAUAUAUAAAUCAUAGUAUACAUGUAUAUAAUAUGAUGGUAUAUUAAUACGUAUGUUACACAAGAUUAUACAAGAUAACUAUUUUAUUUAUUAUAUUUUGUUAAACGAGCCAUGGCCCAAGUACAGCAAAACUUAAGUGAUAGCUUACAGAUAGAUAUAUAAUUACAUAAUUAAAUUAACAGUACUACAGUAUCACAAUAUUAAUUAAACAGAAAUGACGGGUCCUCGUUGGCAAUGUGCAUCAUCUUAGCCAUCGGUUGGUUACGCGAGUAGUUAGUGGUGCAGUGUUUAAUGGCGAAAGGAUGAAUGAUCGGAACCAGAGGUAAGGCGUUCUAAAACAAAUCUGAUUAAGUAACGCAGGACUAUAUAAUUUCCUCAGUAAGCUUCCUUAAGGACGAAUAGUUGGUAAGCAAUUCUUCGCAUACCUGCCAGGAAUUGCAGACUUAGAGCAUUCAACACCGAAUCCUACUCAUGCGACUUGGUGACAAGUUUUAGCAAAUAAGCAACUAAGUUCAACAAUUUUCGCUGAAAUCUAUCUGAUCUCUAUGUUUCCCUUUGUGUGGAUUCCAAUAUAGGUGCACAAUAUAGGUCUUUAAAGGGAGUCAAAAAUUUAAAUUGGUUGCAAGUCGCUUUAAAAAUCUGAGCGUUUUCAGAGCCUUGCAGCAAGAUGCUUCAAUGUGGGCUUGGAAGUUUAGAUUUUGAUCAAAUUGAAUCCCAAGAUCAUUAAUUGGAUUACCCAGAACGGUAAGAAUGGUAUCAGUAGAGAGUAAGAGAAUACUAGAGGAACACGUUUUCUAUGAAAGGUCAUUGAGCGGCAUUUGGCAAUAUUAAAUUAUAGUCCGAUAUUAUCAGCCCACUCAGCCAAAGCAUUCAACUCACUUUGUAGUAAGUGGCAAUCAUUUAUAAUACGUAUCUUCACAAAUAAUUUGAAUUCAUCAGCGAUAACCAGGAAUUGGCAUCUUUUGAUAACACUUUUGACACUGUUAACUAGUAAAGUGAACAACAGAUGAACAUAUGAUAGGUAUUACUUCUAACAAAUUCUCUACCGUAGAAGUAUUAUUAUUUUCAAAAUAAGAGAAGGAAAAUUUAGAGGCAAGUAAGCUCUACUAAUUAGAAACUCUUUACCAUUAAAAGUAAAUCUAACAAACAACUGCUCAAUAAUUACACCGUAAAUUGACACCAAAUGGGCAGGCACAUAAGCGCACACACUGAUAAUUACCCCACCACCUCUAGAACAGCUCUAGUCACAUUAUUCCUAUCACAACGAAAAAUAUUGUAAUUACUUAAUACUAUGAAUACAUAAUUAAAGCAUGCAAUAUUAUAAUUAAACAUAUUUAACUUAGUUCUAAGGCCUCAGCAGUUUUGGUAAAAACCAAAAGCCAUAUUAUUUAGUAUAUUUUUACUAUUUACCUGAACAAUAUUAUUACCGUGGCCGGAAAUUAGUUUUUUUGUGUCGAUGGCAUUGAUCUGUCUGAAUUUUUCUGCAUAAGUUGAAGGGAUCUAUUGUAAUACCUAAAGGGUCAGCCAUUGUCACCACCAUCACUCAAGCACUUGAGAUCUGCGUUGAGUUUAUGAAGUUUUUUGAAGUUUUUUAAGGGUCAGAUCUUCAUCAAUCCAUGCUUUACUCCAGCGCUUAAAAUUACGGAGCUUGGACUACGACUUUCAAUGCUAUAAAAACAUUAGACGGAUUAUAAUUAGUUCAACAAUAAUCGGCCGUGGAAGUGAUCUCUCCCGACCAACUCAUCUAGAAGAAACAAGUAUACGCCUAGCUAAGAGAUCGGAAAACAGAUCACCAAUCAGACUAGAAAUCGACUAUAGACUUUCAUCAGCUAAUGGAAGUAUAUUGUACACCAUUAAUUUAGAAGCCUUUUGCGUACCUCAUAGUAGACAUCACAAUCCUUGCCAAGAGUAUGUAGACUAUUCUUUAAAAGGUCGAAUCUUUUACGAAGCAGUUUUACUUCGGAAACUAAAGUAGUUUUUUCUUCUUUGAUCAAGCUCAGCUCAGUAGAUAUAUUGUCAAUUACAGACAAAAAGAAAUUAAGGUUACUCUUAAGACGUUUAAUAUUAUCGACAAUUUUCCUAAGCUUACCAUUAUGAGAUGAGACAAUUUUUUGUAUAGACGUCAACGUACACCAGGUACCAUGCAGAGUAAAUUUUUUCUUAUUAUUUAAAUUGUGUGGCUGCUCGGAAGAAGUUUCCGACGCAUCAGACGGGUUAGCAGACAUGUUAAAUUUUAAGAGCACCUGAAAAACGAGGUAGUUAACCCCAAUUAGAGUACAAAGUUAUACUUGACAAAAAUAAUGCUGCAUAAAUACAAGGAGUUAGCCAAACUUGCACAGAAAAAUGUCGGCAGGUCCGGUCGCCUGGAAAAAAAUAGCGAGGGAUUUCCGACCCGACAGUUAAAACGUAUAGAGUAUUUACCUGCAGCAGAGGAGUGGUAAUGGGACGGAUAUAGAUAGCUAGCAACAUAAUUAUAAUCGAUGAAGCACACACAAGUUCAAUAACAGUAAUACAGAGUAUGAGUAACUAAACGAUAAGAAGCUGUGAGCAACGACAACACGGCACAUCUAUUGAAGCUUAAGGUUAAGAUUGUACUGUAAUACAAGCAGUGGUUGUAUUUUUAAGUUGAUGGAGAGAAGAUUAUUUAAUUUCAAACGUCUCCUCACUCGGCACAUUUACCUCAGAGUCUUCUUAAAACUUUUAAAUUAAUGACGAGACAAUAAAAUCAAAAUAUUUGGAAUUUUAUUACAUACAUACUCGUAUAUUUAAAAAAAUUUAAAUGGCCAUCGGAAAAUAUAUAUACAUUUUCAGUGCUUAUUAGUCUAAAACAUGUGACAACUAGGAAUGGUCAUAACCCCUUAAUAAAAUAGUCUAUUCAAAUAUUGUUCUGAUGGCCUGAAUAAUAAUAUUAGUAUCUUCACAUACCUGACAUCGUAUUUUAUAAGUUAUAAGUUGCCUCACCCGAUGUUGCUCGAGCCAAUUUAAAUUACAAGAUAAUAAUAAAUAUACAUUAAAUCUAGAUAGUCUGUGUUAUUAUAAAAUUAAAAUAGAAGCACCUAGAAAGAGACAAGAAGUGUCGUGGAGUUUAAAUUAAAGGUAUUUCUUCUAACUAUAUUGAAGUUGAAGGUUGAACUCAAAUAUUAUUAUGAAAAAACGGAAAUAUUUUCUGACAAAAAAAUAUAUGCUUGGACCUUUUUAGAAUACUCCCGAAAAAUCUAUCUCUCUUGCUGUGUGGCUAUAAUCGUCAACUGACAUUGAAUUGUCAGCACAAAAACUGACUAAUAAGAUUGUUAAAGCAGUAUAAACGUCAAUACCCGAAGUUCAUAAAGACAACGAACAUCAGUUCACCUACCCAAAGAAAAUCAGAGAGCUCGUUCAACAAAAGUGGCGAGUAAAACGAAUUUGACAACUCGGUAUCCUUCCGAUAAAACCUAAUGGAACCAAAUCGGAAAAUUGCUAUAUGAUAAAAUUGAAGAAGUAAAAAAUGAAACAGGUUGGAACUAGUAUUAUCCAACUUAUUUAAAUCUGUAGUUAAUUCUAGUUUUAACUAGUCAAAACUAGAAUUGACUAAAGGGAUUUGUGAAAACUAGUUUUGACGGAUUUCGGAUUUUACUUAUAACAUAUAUAUUUGUAUUUGUUAAUACUCUUACUGAUUUGUAUUUACAAACAUUCUUUUAUAAUUUAAAUAAAAAUACCUCUAGCUAAUUCAGGGUAAUAUUAAAAUAAAUAGCUCAAAAUCGUUUUUAUUAUAUGAAAAUUGACAUUAUCCAACUUUUAACAUUUACACAUAGGUAAUUUACGCUUAUUAUUACACAUACAAAUUUUAAAAUUGUUUUCUAUCAACAAAAAUUAUGUGAAUUCAGGUCUUUUUAACAGGAAACGUGCUUUAAUUACUAUAUAAAUAAUUUAAUAUUAAUAAUUUACCACAAAACUAAAACUAUUUUAUGUUUUAAAAUGCACUACUUUGAUUAUACUUUUAACAUAUCUAAUAAAACCAACAUGGUAAAAUGAAUAUAUUUCUUUGACUUUUGUAGGACACAAGUUUUGGGUCCUGGAUACGAUCUACUCACUAAACGCAUACCUUCCGACAGAUACAUGAAUUUUAUUAAAAAGCAUUUUUUUGCAAGUGAUAAUGCGAUUAACGAAUAUCGUUUAAGAAUAAACGACAUUAUAAAUAAAAAAAAAUUGUUAAGUAAUACGUUGAAGGAAAUGCAAAUAAUCCGGGAAAAGGUGAGCGACAGUGACUUUAUGCAAGCUAAGUUGGCACACGAGAACCUAAUACGAAAGGAACGAGCCAUGAUCGUUUUGAAUAAAGAAAUUGAAGAAUUAAGAAGUGAGUGUUCAAAUAAUAUUUCAAUAUGCUCAUAAAAAAAAUAAUAUGUACUAUUUGUGAUAAAUUUCUAAAUGUAUUAUGUAAGACGUCAGUAUAAGAGCCCUGCAGAGAUGACCAAAGCUUUUAUUUUUUGGUUGUAGAGAUCGUUUAUAGGAGUAAAUAUUUUUUAAAAGAUUCAAUUUGAAUCUUAAUUAAUAAGUUAAAUGCAUAAUACAUAUUGAUAUUAUGAUAAUAUAAAUGAUAUUACGAGUAUUAUAUACAUAAUACAUGUAUUAUGUAUAUUGUAUAUGUUACGUUAAUAAAUUAAUCUAAUAAAUAAUUAUACUUACGAAAAUAAAAAAUAAAAAACGAAAGGCAAAUUCUAUACAAUUAUAGCUGCAUUACAAAAUUUGAUGCCCCGUACAUUCGCGUGUAGUUUGCUGUUUUAUAAACGUACCUAUGUGGGUACCUAUAAAUUAUAGGUACCCAUAGUAUUAUAGGUUAUAAUAGCAAAUUAUUCUUAUAGGAACCGUCCGUAUGACUUACUGUUCAAAAAUGUAUAAACUAGAACAAUUCGAACGGAAUUUAGGAUUGGAAGUGUUGGAUGCAGAAAUAGAAAAUUACAGGAAAAAAUCAUUAGUUACCAUCAUCAAAGUAAAUGCCAUAAUUUAUAACCUAACCUAACCUACCUAUACCUAAUAAAAGACAAUAAUUUAUUUUAUUUAAAUAAUCGAUUAUACAAUUUUAUAGGACGUUGAUGAUGGCGAGAUGUUCCAAACUCAUUUUACCGUACCCAAAGAGGUUUUGGUAAGUGUUAAAAAGUUAAAAUUAUUAAAAACGUUUUUGAGCACCUCCUUAAAUCUCUCCAGCCAAUCUAUUUGUUUCCACGCGAACCUUUCAAUAAACAAGAUCAAAAAACCGUAUACCUAUAUAUUAUGUUUAAACGUUACAAUAAACUGCAUGCAUCUACAUUUAAUUACUUAUAAAUAAAUAGUUCCUUAUUUUUAAACAAUUAAAAAGUAGUCGUAUGAGAUAUUUGAAAGGAAAGGUUAUACUUCUGACUUUGUUACCACUUCUAGCUACGCCGUUGACAGACAUUGGCCGUAACAAAUUAUCAUUCAAAUAAGCAAUAGUAAUAAUAUCAUAAUAUUAUACUCGUAGCUAUUUAUUACCGAUAUUGUUAAUAUAAUAACUGAUAUUCAGUUGGAAUACUUUGUGGGGUAAACGAUUCUGUUACCUAUUAGAACGUAAAUAACGAAUAUAUUCUAUUACAUUAUUUACGUAUAAAAAACCGGAUAACAAUGUCGUGUGUAAAAUAAAAAUAUGAACAGAGUUAAUGCAUUCAUUUACACGUCUGUGAAGUUGGCUAACCUUUCCCUUCCAUUACGGCCAAAACGUUCCGGACAAAUUUUAAGUUAUAGCCCUUUAAUUUUGAGUAAAUAUAAGUUCAUUCUCGGAAUUUGUAAGUUAGCCCUAACUAAGUUAUCGGACGAAUUAAUUUUUGAAUGGCUGCUCCCUCCUACAUCGCCAAAUCGUUCUGCAUAAAUUGUAAGUUAUAGCCCUUUAAUUGCAUUAUAUUAUAUUUUUAUACUUAAUAUUAUAUAAUAUAAUUUAUUAUUUAUAAUUUUCAAAGUAUACACCUAUUAAGUAUCUGCUUGAAUUAUUCAUUAUUAAUAAAUAACAAAUUUUAAGUUUCAUAAUAAAUAAGAAAUUAAAAUAAUAUAUUUACUUGUAUUUGUUUAGUUAUUUAUACUACUAUACUUUUAUACAUACUAUAUAAAUACCUGCUUCUACUUUUAACUCAAAUUGUUAGAUAAUCAUCCAUGAACACGGAUUUACGCAAUAUUUUUAACCAAAGUUCACAACAAAAGAAUUAUUUUAAUAAUAUUAAAAAAAAUCUAUGAAUGACCAAAACUAUUACAUUUUUUUCUUUAAUUAAGAUAUUUUCAACUAAAAAUAAAAGGUGUAACUCGAAGAUCUACAACCUGAAAUAAAUUUCUUCCUAUUCAAUAUUUUUAAUUUUUAAUUUUUUUAAUAAUAAUUGAAAUAAUUAUGUGCUCAAAUAUUACAUAAUUUUUUUUUGUCACUUUUAUUUUUGGGGGUGAAACGAAUAACUACUCUUGAUUUUCAAAUAGAAACCUAUAUUAAAAUUCCAUAAAUAGUUGGACUUAUAGUUAAAAUACAUUUUGGUUUUGAAAUUUUUGAUUUUGGUAAAACAAUUAACGUGGAACGAUUUGGCGAUGGUGGGUGGGUGCUGCAGCACAAAACCUAAAUCGUCUGAUAACUUAGUUAGCGCUAAUUUAUAAAUUCUGGGAAUGAACUUAUAUUUACUUAUAAUUAUAAAAGGUUAUAACUUACAAUUUAUCCGAAACGUUUCAGCCGUAAUCGGGGACUAACUUCACAGACGUUUCAUUUUCGGGUGUAUGAUAUACAUUUCAAAAAAUAUCAGAAGAGGUAGGUUCGGAGUAACAAAUUAACUAACUAGGUGAAGUGCGCAUAUACUCCAUUCGACAGAAGACCGACACUAUUUUCAAUGACUCAACAUUGAUUCUAAUUUUUAUUUUUAAAACACUUAUGUGAACUUCACAUUAUUACAUUCACUAUUAACUACAUUCACAUGGUAUCAUAUGAAUAUAUUAUGUAAGGUAUAUUUUAAUUCAAUUUUUUUUCUUCAGAGCAAUCAAAUCGACAAUUACAUGAAAGCUAAACUCUACAAUUCAGAGAGCGACAAGAAAAUUAAAAUGUUGGAAGACAAACUAGAACGACAAAAGCAAACUGUGCAAAUAUACUGUCAGAUAUUAAAUACAUUUAAAUUGAAGAACAUUACACUCUGA
Cinara cedri is the source of this 10656-nucleotide messenger RNA. The record is from the annotation of a GenBank genome assembly. NCBI's taxonomy places the organism in Eukaryota, Metazoa, Arthropoda, Insecta, Hemiptera, Aphididae.